Didymodactylos carnosus is the source of this 486-nucleotide messenger RNA. NCBI's taxonomy places the organism in Eukaryota, Metazoa, Rotifera, Eurotatoria, Philodinida, Philodinidae. The record is from the annotation of a GenBank genome assembly.
AUGGAUAGUAACUUAUAUAAACCGGCUCUCGAUGAAAAAUCAAUACAAAAUGUUAAAUUCUCUAAUGAACGGGGAUGUAGUAGUAAACUCAAUAUUGAUGAUAAUGAUAAAAGAUCUAUGAAUACAGUGUUGAAUGAUUUAAAAUUGAUCGUAACAAACAAAUGUACAAAUUAUGUGUGUCAAAUAUCAAUGUUAUGUGAAUUUUUUGUUAAUGCCAUAAAAGUGGUGAUAUGUGAAACACAAAAACAAAAUUCGUCAACAUCUAACAUUAUUGGAUCUUUGAAUUCAAAUGUAAGUGAAUUAGCUCAAUUGUUAAAACAAAUGAAUAAUGAAUGUAGUAAAGAAUUGAGUAAAUUUAAAGAACAGAAAAAUAUAAUGACAACUACCAUAUUAAAAGACAAUUAUUCACAAGAUUUAUAUUCAAUUGAUGAUGGUAAUGAUGAUCAUACACUAAACAAAUAUAAAACUAAUAGCAUUCAUCCUUAA